Molecule: messenger RNA, 8681 nt
Organism: Erinaceus europaeus (western European hedgehog)
Lineage: Eukaryota; Metazoa; Chordata; Mammalia; Eulipotyphla; Erinaceidae
Gene: MTOR
Product: mechanistic target of rapamycin kinase
Exons: 58
Coding region: 105-7739 (2544 amino acids)
Biological process (GO): protein phosphorylation; negative regulation of macroautophagy; TOR signaling
Cellular component (GO): TORC1 complex; nucleus; TORC2 complex
Molecular function (GO): protein serine/threonine kinase activity; protein binding; protein-containing complex binding
Source: RefSeq, a predicted model, not a curated record
CCCUCCCGCCCGGCUAGAGGACGGAGGGGAAAGCAGGCGCCGGGCCGGGCUCCCGAGGCGGCGGCAGCUGAGGGCUCGGCCGGAGCCUGGCGAACCGCAGCAAGAUGCUUGGCACCGGGCCUGCCGCUGCCACCGCGGCCACCGCCACUCCCAGCAACGUGAGCGUCUUGCAGCAGUUUGCCAGCGGCCUCAAGAGCCGGAAUGAAGAGACCAGGGCCAAAGCCGCCAAGGAGCUCCAGCACUACGUCACCAUGGAGCUGCGAGAGAUGAGCCAGGAGGAGUCGACUCGCUUCUAUGACCAGCUCAACCACCACAUCUUUGAACUGGUGUCCAGCUCUGAUGCCAACGAGAGGAAGGGCGGCAUCUUGGCCAUAGCCAGCCUCAUAGGGGUGGAAGGCGGAAACGCCACUCGAAUCGGCAGGUUUGCUAACUACCUUCGCAACCUCCUCCCAUCCAAUGACCCGGUCGUCAUGGAAAUGGCAUCCAAAGCCAUUGGCCGCCUCGCCAUGGCCGGGGACACUUUCACCGCCGAGUAUGUGGAGUUUGAGGUGAAGCGAGCGCUGGAAUGGCUGGGAGCUGACCGCAACGAGGGCCGGAGGCAUGCAGCUGUGCUGGUUCUCCGUGAGCUGGCUGUCAGCGUCCCCACUUUCUUCUUCCAGCAAGUGCAGCCUUUCUUUGACAACAUCUUUGUGGCUGUGUGGGACCCUAAGCAGGCCAUCCGCGAGGGAGCUGUAGCCGCCCUUCGUGCGUGUCUGAUUCUCACCACCCAGCGGGAGCCGAAGGAGAUGCAGAAGCCACAGUGGUACCGGCACACGUUUGAAGAAGCAGAGAAAGGGUUUGACGAGACCUUGGCCAAGGAGAAGGGCAUGAACCGGGAUGAUCGCGUCCACGGUGCACUGCUGAUCCUCAACGAGCUGGUCCGGAUCAGCAGCAUGGAGGGAGAGCGCCUGAGGGAAGAGAUGGAAGAGAUCACGCAGCAGCAGCUGGUGCACGACAAGUACUGCAGAGACCUCAUGGGCUUCGGAGCAAAGCCCCGGCACAUCACGCCUUUUACCGGCUUCCAGGCCGUGCAGCCCCAGCAGCCGAACGCCUUGGUGGGGCUGCUGGGCUACGGCUCGCACCAAGGCCUCAUGGGAUUCGGGUCUUCCCCCAGCCCAGCCAAGUCUGCUCUGGUGGAGAGUCGGUGCUGCAGGGACCUGAUGGAGGAGAAAUUUGAUCAGGUGUGCCAGUGGGUGCUGAAGUGCAGGAAUAGCAAGAACUCGCUGAUCCAAAUGACGAUCCUUAACUUGUUGCCACGCCUGGCUGCGUUCCGACCUUCUGCCUUCACAGACACCCAGUACCUCCAAGAUACCAUGAGCCACGUCCUGAGUUGUGUCAAGAAGGAGAAAGAACGUACGGCAGCCUUCCAAGCCCUGGGACUCCUGUCUGUGGCCGUGAGGUCCGAGUUUAAGGUCUACUUACCUCGUGUGCUGGAGAUCAUCCGAGCAGCUCUGCCCCCUAAAGACUUCGCCCAUAAGAGACAGAAGGCGAUGCAGGUCGAUGCCACAGUGUUCACCUGUAUCAGCAUGCUGGCUCGCGCCAUGGGGCCGGGCAUUCAGCAGGAUAUCAAGGAGCUGCUCGAGCCCAUGCUGGCUGUGGGACUGAGCCCUGCCCUCACUGCUGUGCUCUAUGACCUGAGCCGUCAGAUUCCACAGCUGAAGAAGGACAUCCAGGACGGGCUGCUGAAGAUGCUGUCCCUGGUCCUCAUGCACAAGCCCCUCCGGCACCCAGGCAUGCCCAAGGGCCUGGCGCAUCAGCUGGCUUCCCCUGGCCUCACAACCCUCCCUGAGGCCAGUGACGUGGGCAGCAUCACCCUUGCCCUUCGAACUCUGGGUAGCUUUGAAUUUGAAGGCCACUCUCUGACCCAGUUUGUCCGCCACUGUGCGGAUCACUUCCUGAACAGCGAGCACAAGGAGAUCCGCAUGGAAGCCGCCCGCACCUGCUCGCGCCUGCUCACGCCCUCGGUGCACCUCAUCAGCGGCCACACUCAUGUGGUCAGCCAGACCGCGGUGCAAGUGGUGGCAGACGUGCUCAGCAAGCUCCUUGUGGUUGGGAUAACAGACCCAGACCCCGACAUCCGCUACUGCGUCCUGGCCUCUCUGGAUGAGCGCUUUGACGCGCACCUGGCGCAGGCAGAGAACCUGCAGGCCCUGUUUGUGGCCCUCAACGACCAGGUGUUUGAGAUCCGGGAGCUGGCCAUCUGCACGGUGGGCCGGCUCAGCAGCAUGAACCCCGCCUUCGUCAUGCCCUUCCUGAGAAAGAUGCUCAUCCAGAUCUUGACAGAGCUGGAGCACAGUGGCAUUGGAAGAAUCAAAGAGCAGAGCGCCCGCAUGCUGGGGCACCUAGUCUCCAAUGCCCCCCGACUCAUCCGGCCAUACAUGGAGCCUAUACUGAAGGCUUUAAUUUUGAAACUGAAAGACCCGGAUCCCGACCCCAACCCAGGUGUGAUCAAUAAUGUCUUGGCUACCAUAGGAGAGCUGGCUCAGGUGAGCGGCCUGGAAAUGAGGAGAUGGGUCGACGAACUUUUCAUCAUCAUUAUGGACAUGCUGCAGGACUCCUCUCUCUUGGCCAAAAGACAGGUGGCUCUGUGGACCUUGGGGCAGUUGGUGGCCAGCACUGGCUAUGUGGUAGAACCCUACAGGAAGUACCCCACUUUGCUUGAAGUGCUGCUCAACUUUCUGAAGACUGAGCAAAACCAGGGUACUCGGAGAGAGGCCAUCCGUGUUUUGGGACUCCUGGGGGCUUUGGACCCCUACAAGCACAAAGUGAACAUCGGCAUGAUAGACCAGUCCCGGGAUGCCUCUGCUGUCAGUCUGUCCGAAUCCAAGUCAAGUCAAGAUUCCUCUGACUACAGCACCAGCGAGAUGCUGGUCAACAUGGGGAACCUGCCGCUGGACGAGUUCUACCCGGCGGUGUCCAUGGUGGCCCUGAUGAGGAUCUUCCGAGACCAGUCGCUCUCCCACCACCACACCAUGGUGGUGCAGGCCAUCACCUUCAUCUUCAAGUCCCUGGGCCUCAAGUGCGUGCAGUUCCUGCCCCAGGUCAUGCCCACGUUCCUCAGUGUCAUUCGGGUCUGUGACGGGGCCAUCCGGGAAUUUCUGUUCCAGCAGCUGGGAAUGUUGGUGUCCUUUGUCAAGAGUCACAUCAGGCCUUACAUGGAUGAGAUCGUCACCCUCAUGAGAGAGUUCUGGGUCAUGAACACCUCAAUCCAGAGCACCAUCAUUCUCCUCGUCGAGCAGAUCGUGGUGGCCCUCGGGGGUGAGUUCAAGCUCUACCUGCCCCAGCUGAUCCCACACAUGCUGCGAGUCUUCAUGCACGACAGCAGCCCGGGCCGCAGCGUCUCCAUCAAGUUACUGGCUGCCAUCCAGCUGUUUGGCGCCAACCUCGACGACUAUCUGCAUCUGCUGCUCCCCCCCAUCGUGAAGCUGUUUGACGCCCCGGAAGCCCCUCUGCCAUCUCGAAAGGCAGCACUGGAGACGGUGGACCGCCUAACAGAAUCCCUGGAUUUUACUGACUAUGCUUCCCGUAUCAUUCACCCGAUUGUUCGAACACUGGACCAGAGCCCAGAACUGCGUCCCACGGCCAUGGACACACUGUCUUCUCUCGUCUUUCAGCUGGGGAAGAAGUACCAGAUCUUCAUCCCAAUGGUGAACAAAGUCCUGGUGCGACACCGCGUCAACCAUCAGCGCUACGACAUCCUCAUCUGCAGGAUUGUCAAGGGCUACACGCUUGCUGAUGAGGAGGAAGACCCCUUGAUCUACCAGCAUCGGAUGCUGAGAAGCGGCCAGGGGGAUGCUCUGGCUAGUGGGCCAGUGGAGACGGGCCCCAUGAAGAAACUCCACGUCAGCACCAUUAAUCUCCAGAAGGCCUGGGGAGCAGCCAGGAGGGUCUCCAAGGACGACUGGCUGGAGUGGCUGAGACGGCUGAGCCUGGAGCUGCUGAAGGACUCCUCGUCGCCCUCCCUGCGCUCGUGCUGGGCCUUGGCGCAGGCCUACAACCCCAUGGCCAGGGAUCUCUUCAAUGCUGCGUUUGUGUCCUGCUGGUCUGAACUGAAUGAGGACCAGCAGGACGAGCUGAUCAGAAGCAUCGAGCUGGCCCUCACCUCACAGGACAUUGCCGAAGUCACACAAACCCUCCUGAACCUGGCGGAGUUCAUGGAGCACAGCGACAAGGGCCCCCUGCCGCUGAGAGACGACAACGGCAUCGUCCUGCUGGGGGAGCGGGCUGCCAAGUGCCGAGCCUACGCCAAAGCGCUGCACUACAAAGAGCUGGAGUUCCAGAAAGGCGCCACCCCUGCCAUCCUCGAGUCUCUCAUCAGCAUUAACAAUAAGCUACAACAGCCAGAGGCGGCUGCCGGAGUGUUAGAAUACGCCAUGAAGCACUUCGGGGAGCUGGAGAUCCAGGCUACCUGGUAUGAAAAGCUGCAUGAGUGGGAGGAUGCCCUCGUAGCCUACGAUAAGAAAAUGGACACCAACAAGGAAGACCCCGAGCUCAUGCUGGGCCGUAUGCGCUGCCUGGAGGCCUUGGGGGAAUGGGGACAGCUCCACCAGCAGUGCUGUGAGAAGUGGACCCUGGUGAACGACGAGACACAAGCCAAGAUGGCCCGCAUGGCUGCCGCAGCCGCGUGGGGUCUAGGUCAGUGGGACAGCAUGGAAGAAUACACCUGCAUGAUCCCCCGAGACACCCACGACGGGGCAUUUUACAGAGCCGUGCUGGCCCUCCAUCAGGACCUCUUCUCCUUGGCGCAGCAGUGCAUCGACAAGGCCAGAGACCUACUGGACGCGGAGCUCACUGCCAUGGCUGGCGAGAGCUACAGUCGCGCCUACGGGGCCAUGGUUUCAUGCCACAUGCUCUCUGAGCUGGAAGAGGUGAUCCAGUACAAGCUGGUCCCCGAGCGCCGAGAGGUCAUCCGCCAGAUCUGGUGGGAGAGAUUGCAGGGCUGUCAGCGGAUUGUGGAAGACUGGCAGAAGAUUCUUAUGGUGCGCUCCCUCGUGGUCAACCCCCAUGAGGACAUGAGGACCUGGCUCAAGUACGCCAGCCUGUGUGGCAAGAGCGGCCGGCUGGCUCUGGCUCAUAAAACCUUAGUGCUGCUUCUGGGAGUCGACCCGUCUCGCCAGCUCGACCAACCUCUGCCAACGCUUCAUCCCCAAGUGACCUACGCCUACAUGAAAAACAUGUGGAAGAGCUCCCGCAAGAUCGAAGCCUUCCAGCACAUGCAGCACUUUGCCCAGAAUGUGCAGCAGCAGGCCCAGCACGCCCUCGCCACUGAAGACCAGCAGCACCAGCAGGAGCUGCACAAGCUCAUGGCACGAUGUUUUCUGAAACUCGGGGAGUGGCAGCUGAAUCUGCAGGGCAUCAACGAGAGCACGAUCCCCAAGGUCCUUCAGUACUACAGUGCCGCCACGGAGCACGACCGCAGCUGGUAUAAGGCCUGGCACGCGUGGGCAGUGAUGAACUUCGAAGCGGUGCUGCACUACAAGCAUCAGAACCAAGCUCGGGAUGAGAAGAAGAAGCUGCGUCACACCAGCGGGGCCAACAUCACCAACACAGCCGCCGCCACCACAGCCGCCGCCGCCAGCACCGAGGGCAGCAACAGCGAGAGCGAAGCAGAAAGCGCCGACAACAGCCCCACCCCGUCGCCCCUGCAGAAGAAGGUCACCGAGGAUCUGUCCAAAACCCUCCUGAUGUACACUGUCCCUGCUGUCCAAGGCUUCUUCCGGUCCAUCUCCCUGUCACGGGGCAACAACCUCCAGGACACACUCAGAGUCCUGACCUUGUGGUUUGAUUAUGGUCACUGGCCAGAUGUAAAUGAGGCCUUAGUGGAAGGCGUGAAAGCGAUCCAGAUUGAUACCUGGUUACAGGUCAUACCUCAACUCAUUGCACGAAUUGACACGCCCAGGCCCUUGGUGGGACGUCUCAUUCACCAGCUCCUCACAGACAUUGGUCGUUACCACCCUCAGGCCCUCAUCUAUCCCCUGACUGUGGCGUCCAAGUCCACCACCACGGCCCGCCACAACGCAGCCAACAAGAUUCUGAAGAACAUGUGUGAGCACAGCAACACACUGGUGCAGCAGGCCGUGAUGGUGAGUGAGGAGCUGAUCCGAGUGGCCAUCCUCUGGCACGAGAUGUGGCACGAAGGCCUGGAGGAGGCAUCCCGCCUAUACUUCGGGGAGAGAAACGUGAAGGGCAUGUUUGGGGUGCUGGAGCCCCUGCAUGCCAUGAUGGAGCGGGGACCCCAGACCCUGAAGGAAACGUCCUUUAAUCAGGCGUACGGUCGGGACUUAAUGGAGGCCCAAGAAUGGUGCAGGAAGUACAUGAAGUCAGGGAACGUCAAGGACCUGACUCAGGCCUGGGACCUCUACUACCACGUGUUCAGGCGGAUCUCGAAGCAGCUGCCGCAGCUCACGUCUUUAGAGCUGCAGUACGUCUCCCCCAAACUUCUGAUGUGCCGAGACCUUGAGCUGGCCGUGCCAGGAACGUACGACCCCAACCAGCCCAUCAUUCGGAUUCAGUCUAUAGCACCGUCUCUGCAGGUCAUCACAUCCAAGCAGCGGCCCCGCAAGCUGACGCUGAUGGGCAGCAACGGGCACGAGUUUGUCUUCCUGCUGAAGGGCCACGAAGACCUGCGGCAGGAUGAGAGGGUGAUGCAGCUCUUUGGCCUGGUCAACACCCUCCUGGCCAACGACCCCACGUCUCUAAGGAAGAACCUCAGCAUCCAGAGGUAUGCCGUCAUCCCCUUGUCCACCAACUCGGGCCUCAUCGGCUGGGUGCCCCACUGUGACACCUUGCACGCCCUCAUCCGGGACUACAGGGAGAAGAAGAAGAUCCUGCUCAACAUUGAGCACCGCAUCAUGCUGAGGAUGGCCCCGGACUAUGACCACCUGACUCUUAUGCAGAAGGUCGAGGUGUUCGAGCAUGCCGUCAACAACACGGCCGGGGACGACCUGGCCAAGCUGCUGUGGCUGAAGAGCCCCAGCUCCGAGGUGUGGUUUGACCGAAGGACCAACUACACCCGCUCCCUGGCAGUCAUGUCCAUGGUUGGCUACAUCCUGGGCCUGGGGGACAGACACCCAUCCAACCUGAUGCUGGACCGGCUGAGUGGGAAGAUCCUGCACAUCGACUUUGGGGACUGCUUUGAGGUUGCUAUGACCAGAGAGAAGUUCCCAGAGAAGAUUCCGUUCAGGCUGACGAGGAUGUUGACCAAUGCAAUGGAGGUGACGGGGCUGGAUGGCAACUACAGAAUCACCUGCCACACAGUGAUGGAGGUGCUCCGGGAGCACAAGGACAGUGUCAUGGCUGUGCUGGAAGCCUUUGUCUACGACCCCUUACUCAACUGGAGGCUGAUGGACACAAAUACCAAAGGCAACAAGCGAUCCCGGACGAGGACGGACUCCUACUCUGCGGGCCAGUCAGUAGAAAUUUUAGAUGGUGUGGAACUUGGGGAACCAGCCCAUAAGAAAACAGGGACCACAGUGCCAGAAUCUAUUCAUUCUUUCAUUGGAGAUGGUUUGGUGAAGCCAGAGGCCCUGAAUAAGAAAGCUAUUCAGAUUAUUAACAGGGUUCGAGAUAAGCUCACUGGCCGGGACUUCUCCCACGAUGAGACCUUGGACGUCCCCACACAGGUGGAGCUGCUCAUCAAGCAGGCGACGUCGCACGAGAACCUCUGCCAGUGCUACAUCGGGUGGUGUCCUUUCUGGUAACUGCAGAACCACAGUCCCCACAGUCUCUCAAGACUUUUCUUCCUUGACAGAUGUUCCCACUAAACUGAACCCCAAACCACUGGCCAGCAAGUCUGACCUUGUUCAAUAUUUUCAUGUAUAAAUGAGAAGAACUACUGUAUAUUAGAAGUCAGUCUGAACCAGCUUUCCAGCUGCUGUUGAGGAAUCUAUUGCCGGAAAUACGGCCUGAUUUGGCUCAGCACAGUAAACAGGGUGACACCACACAAGUCGAGCUGUUGCUUCGGGGAACAGAAGACGCAUAACUUUAGAAAUACGGGUUUGGACUUAACUCACAGGAGACGUCGUUGUGGUGUUUGCUGAUAGCGGACAGCCUGGCUGUUCUCCUGCACAGGACACAGCAGACUCAGCACGGUCAGGCGACCUCGGGCCACCCAGGCGUGGAGGAGACAGUAGUGUAGUAAGUGGACGGUCGGGACGGUCAGGAGGCGGAGCAGGGCUCCAGAGGGCAGCCAUCCCGUUUCCUCACUGGUCCGUGCACGGCCGCAUGUUCAGCCUGGGCCGACAUGGCGGCAGAGGUCUGUCUGCUUGACCCGUUAUGCUGCGACUCACACUUCAACCCCAGGACCCGAGGUUCAGUCCCCACACGGAGGGGGAUUGCUCCAGACUCCCAGGCAGCCCCGACUGGAGACAGCCAGAGGGGUGCCAGUGCCCUGGAGUCCAGCCGGCCCUCCCCCACACGGCGUAGGAUGUUGUCAGUGAGGUGGGGACGCUCCGCGUUGGAGCAGACUUGGAAGACGCAGGUACUGUGUGGAGGUGCUGAACAAAGCGGGGGCUCAGGGAGGCCGCGGGAACUGGGGCAGAAUACUCACGCAGUGCACAAGUAUGAGGAGUAGCCGCUUCUGCACACCAUGUUGUAUCUGAAUAACCUUUGUGCCAAUAAACGUCAUCAGAAUUUUAAAAACA